Molecule: messenger RNA, 2760 nt
Organism: Chiloscyllium plagiosum (whitespotted bambooshark)
Lineage: Eukaryota; Metazoa; Chordata; Chondrichthyes; Orectolobiformes; Hemiscylliidae
Source: RefSeq, a predicted model, not a curated record
GCUCAGUACCAAGGCUGCCUGUUCCUGCACCAGGGUUGGCCCCUGUGCCUGGGCGAGCAGCUGGUGCUGCAACUCUCGGCGCUGGACUGGAGGGCGCUGCAGCCGGAGGACUUCUACCUGCAGCUGGCGCCGACAGGCUCCCGCGGGGCGAGGCUGGUGCUCAAGUGCCGGGCCUGGGGCGGCGAGAAUGACGACGACGACCCGGUGCAGGAGUUGGAGGAAGCAGAGGAGGCCGGAGGGAUGGUAGAGGUGCCGAUCGCCGAGGACUCCUACCCGCACCUCUUCACCGUCGAGUGGCUGGACGGCGUCAACCGGCGGCUGCGGCUCGACGCCCGGAGCCCGCCGCGCAGACUCCGCAGCUGCCUGCUGGCCUCGGCCGGCGGCCGGCUCCGGCGCAUGCGCUGGUCGCGCCUGGUCUGCCCGCGCCUGCGCGAGCCGCCGGCGGCCCCUGCCGGGCGGCCCCGCGCCUCGGGCGACGGCGCGGCCGCCGACGACCCCCUGCGCCUGAGGGAGGCCGCCGCCUGCACCUCCGGCGCCACCGACAAGGGCGGUGGGGGCGGUUGGGAUCCGGCUCACCAGCGCCAGCAGGAGGACGUCGAGGCCGGGGAGUACGUCGAGCUUCGGGAAGUCUCCACGCCGGGGGCGGCGGCGGACGACGCCGUCGCGGGGAAACCGCGCCUGCGCUCCAGCACCCUGCCGGCCGCCGGCGGCGGCGUCAGGCCGGGGCGUCGGCGCAGGGGCGCGCAGGCGCAGCACCGGGCCUGGGUGCACCAGCCUCGGCGCAGGCGCCGCAAGGGCGCCGCGUGCGGCGAGGCGGCGGCGCACGUGGCGGCGGGAAGGCCCCACGCGCCGUCGCCCCGGGAGACGGAGCCCGCCAACGGCCCUCCCCACUGGAGGGGCCUGGUCUCGCCCACCCGGUGGGCGGAGGGAGGGCCGGGCGACGGGGCGCCGUUGGACGGGCGGAGUGGGUCCGUCGCCGCCUGGACCCGACUGCCGUUGGCCGAGCGGAGUGUCGGAAGCGAACCGCCGGCGGCUGAGGGGCAGGCGUCAAUAAUCGGCAAUCCAUUGGCCGAGCGGGAGACGUCAACUGGAUCUGAGCCGCCAUUGGCCGAGCGGGAUGAGCCAACCACAGCCAAGCCGCCAUUGGCCGAGCGCGAUGAGCCAACCACAGCCAAGGCGCCGUUGGCCGAGCGGGAUGAGCCAACCACAGCCAAGGUGCCAUUGGCCGAGCGGAAAGAGCCAACCACAGCCAAGGCGCCAUUGGCCGAGCAGAAAGAGCCAACCACAGCCAAGCCGCCAUCAGCCGAGCGGAAAGAGCCAACCACAGCCAAGCCGCCAUUGGCCGAGCGGAAAGAGUCAACCACAGCCAAGGCGCCAUUGGCCAAGCAGAAAGAGCCAACGACAACCCACCCGCCAUUGGCCGAGCUGAAAGAGUCAACCACAGCCAAGCCGCCAUUGGCCGAGCGGAAAGACCCAACUCGAGAUGUGCCGCCAUCAACGGCGCAAGAGGGGUCAACCGCAGCUGAACUGCCAUUGGCUGAGCAGGACGAAUCGGCCGGAGGUCAGCUGUUCUUGACGCAAUUGGUCAGUAGGACUGGGUGGCCAUUGGUCGAGCAGAAUGGCUCGGUAAUUGGGCCUGGACUGCCAUUGGCCAAGCAGCAAGGGUCAAAAACUGGAGCUGCACGGUCACCGGCUGAAGUGGAGGAAUCAGCCGGUUCUGAAAUGCCAUUGGCCGGGCAGAGCAGGUCAACACUUGGACUGGAGCGGCCAUUGGCUGUGCGGGACAGGUCAAUAACUCAAACUGACCAGCCAUUGGCCCAGCAGCGGAAAUCAACUGUCUCUGAACCCACAUUGGCUGGUCAGGGUAAAUUAAUAAUUAGAAGUGGGCUUCUGUUUGGUGAACAGGACAGAUCAAUGAAGGGGACUAAGCAAUCACAAGCUGAACAGAACCAGUCGCCAGAUGAACAGCCCCCACCAAUAACUGUGACUGAACUGUCUUUGGUUGAGCCAGAGAGAGUCAAAGCAAAAUUGACCGAGUGUUCACUGAUCGAACGAUCAGGAUCACAAUGGAAAAGGGAGCCAUUUUCGGCUGGAGUGGGCACAAGUUCAGACAGGGAUCCACAGUCGGUCUUGGAAACGGAAUCCAGACGUUCCCCAGCAGAUCGGAGAGCCGUGUCGUUGCGAGGAAUACAGACUGAGGAGGGCCAUGAGCCUGCCAGUUCUGAGAGGUCGCAGGGAGGGGCACCGCUACCUGUAGAGCCGUGGAGAGCCGUUGGCGAGGUGGAGAGAUCUCCAGGCGUCCUGGGGCAGGCGGACACAGGGCCCUCAGACCUACAGGUCAGAUGUCAGAGGAGUUUGGGGGCAUCACAUGCAGCGGAGGAAGCAACCAGCGACACAUUGGACGCCCGUCCGGCGCAGUGGGGGUCUUUGGGCAGGAAGGCAGUCUCCGGUGAUGGCACUGCCCCCGCCAGGUCUGCACCUAUUUCUGUACCGCCUGGUGAGAGAGACGGCCAGAGGAUCCUGAACGAGGUCGGAGAGGUGGGGGAGGAGGUGGGAGAAAUGGGUCCACCACCCAAUGGAGAUAUUUGGCAAGGGGACAACAAGAGAGGCCUGACCCAAGAAGGUUCUGAUGAAACCUGUCAGGCUGGAGACGUGAGCAAACAUCACGAGGUUCUGGAAGAUUCAUUGCCUCGAUCGUCCCGACCCGAGUCCCAGUCUCUCCUGUCUCUCUCUCCCUCUCUCUCCCUCUCUAGGUUCUGA